AUGUCGGGUUUCAGCUCCAGGAUGAAACACCUGGAGCAGCAGUUUCACAAAACAGGCCUUCAGGGGCCCCCACAGAUGGACUUUGUCCCAAGCUCAGGAAGAAGCGUGUGUCUGAGGACACCGCUGCAACAUACAGACCCAUGCCAGCUGGACAUGGCCAGCCCUUCCACACCUGUCUGCCCUCGCACAGGCCUGGGACGACCUGCCCACUGUUGGCUUUGGGUGAAUUCUGAUUUCAAGGCUCAGCUAAGGAAUGGCUGCCCCGGGGAACAUCCUUCAACUCCUCCAGGCAGAGCUGGUGCUCCGGGGUGCGAUUCUCUCGUGAGGCUGAGCUGCAGCAGCCGCAGCUCCCGGUCAGCCACCCAGUCACGAGAGGACACGACAGAACCGCAUCUCAAUGUGUCUGUUAUCAGAGGUCCUCUGCUCCAGCGACUCCCCGUUCCUGGAACACCCCAGUUCAGUCCAGCCUCUCUGCGGCCCUUACACGCAGCUCUCCUCGUGGAACGCCCACCUGCCCCACCCCUCCGCAUUAGGUCCCACCAACACCUACCACGCUCUUCAAGACCCACCUUCCAGGACCCUUUCCUGCUGCUGCACCAGGUGAGGGCCCCUGCUCUUCCCAUCAGGACCGGUGGCCCGCAUGCCUGUCUCCCCGCCAGGAGUGAAUGA
Messenger RNA from Equus quagga, 669 nucleotides. RefSeq lists its product as uncharacterized. NCBI's taxonomy places the organism in Eukaryota, Metazoa, Chordata, Mammalia, Perissodactyla, Equidae. The record is from RefSeq and is a predicted model, not a curated record. The coding region runs from base 1 to 669 and encodes 222 amino acids. The transcript has 5 exons.